GGCAGUCAUCAGUGUAUAAUAACUCAUUUCUUUUCCUCUGUGGUUAUUUUUCCCAUUUUUGUAACGAUGCCGGGAAUGUGCUCUGUGCCGGGCUGUAAGGGCUACAAGAAGGCCAGGUCCCGGGGGGUCGUAUUUCACUCUCUGCCUACAAGAGACCCGGAGCGAUGCAGAAAGUGGUUAAAGGCCAUACACAACCCCAAAUUUGACGAAAACACACCAGUAAAUAAAUACGGCAACAUACGAGUCUGUAGCCAGCAUUUUAAACCGGACGAUUACGAACCGGACAUCCAGGCAGAGCUCAUGAAAACAACGCCCCGAAAAAUCCUCAAAUCCAACGUAAUUCCGUCGGUUUUCUCUGGAAGACAGCCAGAGGACGCCAGCACAUCUGUGUCCACAGGUGACAGGAGCCCAUCACAGGCUCCCAGUGCAGCUGCUCAAGCCUCUACCUCAGUGGUUUCAGGUACCAGCGUGGACAGUGUACUGCAAUGGGGCUCUAUAUUAACUUCAGCUUCUUCCCUGGGUGUUCAGGGUAUUGGUGUGGACAGUGCAUCACCCUCUUUAAUAAUUCCUCUUCCCUCAGGAGCUCCAAGUACCUCAUCCCAGUCCCCUCCACCAGCUGAACACAGUGAGAGUGUGGCCUCUGUUGAUUGUCUGACUGGGAGCUUCCACCAAGAGACCAAAUUAAGCUCCACAACAGCAUCAAAAUCAGACGAGAACACAGAAAAAGACUUGAGCCAGUCAAAGACUAUUGUGAAUGACAGUUGUUUGAUGGACCUGUUUAAGAAGUGUCAGACGUGUGGACAGACCAUAACCAAAAAGAAGGUGUCUCACUGUGGUGCACAGAAGAAGGUGAGGUGGAGCUGCCUUGGUGGACACAGGGGCAUAUGGAUGUCAUCACCUCACCUUUGGGAGGCGUUUCCUGAAAUCCACAUUCUUACAGCUCUCGCCAUUCUUUUUUCCGGAGGCACCUUUACAUAUUUCAAAAAAUGGGCCAAACAUCUGCAUCUGAAUUUCAUGGGGAAUAAAACCUUUUUUGAAAUUCAAAAGGCAUAUCUCAACUCAGGAAAGACACAGAUGAACAGGUCAGAGCAGGAAGUGAUCUGUGCAAAGGGAACCCACCAACAGCUGGAAGUGCCUCCGCUUCGCUUUACAGAUCAAGAUCCUCUGAAGAAAAUUAAGACCAAGUUGAGGGGAAGAGAGGAUGGAGCUUUAUCUUCAUGGUCAAGUUAUGAAAAGAGAUCCUCAUUAUCGAUGACUUGUUCUGGAGCUUGCAUGCAAGAGCCUACCGCACUGUCAAGUCUUGGAGGACAUGUAUCAGCCUCUGGAAGAUUUGAGGAGGUGGAGGUCACUAUUGACGAGGAUGAAUGCAACAGUGAGAAGAACAGAAUAUCUGACUUGGAUAGUGAUAUGGAAAACGUCACAGAAACACCCGAACUGAGAGCUGCAGGAGCUGAAGACAGCUGUGAAGAAGUCUACGUACCACGAAUUCCUCAAAGGUCCACAACAUCAGAACUUUUACUGGAAUGUGAAGAGGAGGAGCUGGAGCCAUGGCAGAAAAUAACUUCACAAGUUCACUUGAAAGACGAGGAUGACGUUGGAGAGUUGACUAAUGACCAAAUAGAUUGUAAGCCAGAGCUGUCACCUCUUCAGGGAGAUGCAGUGAAUACUUCACCACCUAAGCUGAAAACAGAAACCCCAGAGCCUGUUGUCUUCAACAACCAAGGAUUCAUUGUGGCUUCUCCACAAUUAACAAGCAACACAGAGUUCAUUGGCUCUCUCGGAACACAGUGUCCUCCCAGGAAUUCAUUUACAGUAGUACCAGCUGGUCACCGGCAGCUUUUCCAAAAAGUGGCUACAGCCGCUGUAACACCUGAGGCCUGUGGUGACGUCUGCUCUUCUGAGGUGCAGCAAAUUAGCAACAGCCGUGUGUCCUUAUCCAGUGUCCAGUGUCCUGCAAUAUAUGCAACAUCAUCUAACCAGCUGCAGUCAGACCAGUCCAACUCACAGGCCCUCUCUGUAUCUAUUUCUCUGCCUUGCUUUACUAUACUUGAACUUGAAGCAACUGACAAAUCAAACAAACAAUAAAUAUAAAAUGUAAGUGUUAGCAAGAGAACAUCAGUUACAAUUAAGCUCUGUAAGUUGUCUCACACUUGUCAUAUAAAUUGUGCAAAUGAAUAAGAUGCACAGUAUCUGCAUAUUUAAGUGUCUGUGCAGGCCAAUGUGAGUCGGUUGGCUCUUCUUACAUGGCUACAGUUGGGGGAACCCUAUACGCAAUACCCGUUACCUCUUU
Toxotes jaculatrix (banded archerfish) is the source of this 2290-nucleotide messenger RNA. RefSeq lists its product as uncharacterized. Bases 67 to 2085 code for a protein of 672 amino acids. The record is from RefSeq and is a predicted model, not a curated record. Lineage: Eukaryota; Metazoa; Chordata; Actinopteri; Toxotidae. The transcript is spliced from 12 exons.